CAUUUGUUUAGAAGAGUGAACGUUGGAGUAAUGUAAAAGAAUUAAAGUAUACGAGAGUGUCUCAUUUUGUGUUCUAAGUAAAUGCAAAAGUUGUAUAAAAUAAACAAUGAUUAUAGAAGAUCAAGAGUCAUUUAAAAGCUGGCUUUCGGCCGUACUGGAACCUUUGUGUGACGCUGAUCCUGUUGCCUUAGCGAAGUAUGUUUUUGCAUUGGUGAAAAAGGACAAACCACCAGGAGAACUUCGUGCUAUCAUGAUUGAACAGCUCGAUGUUUUUCUACAGCAAGAGACAAAAAACUUUGUCGACUUGCUAUUCAAGACGUUGGAAACACAGGCGUACAGCCUGCAAGGCCGCUCUGCUGUCGUCAGUCCAGCUGUACCUCAAGAAACACCUGUUACAGUACAAACGCAUCAGCCAAUGCAGCUGUGUGCAGUGCAGGAGUCUCAGCCAAUUACCAAUCAUCAGGUGACGGCAGCUCAGACUAACGGUAUUGUGGCAGUUUCCCUCCAGCGCCGUGAGGCUGACAGCUCGUCGAGACCAGUCCACCGAAAAUCUGACUCUGAUAAAGAAGAAAAAUCGCGUAGGAGGCACAGGAGUUCCACUUCACCACCUCCUUCUCGAGGGAGGUCCAGAUCCCGUUCGUGGGAGCGUUCUCGAAGAUCACGAAGCAGAGGCAGAGAACGUGACAGGAGUCGUGCUUGGCGAAACAAAUCCCCUCCACCUGGAGGGAGUGGCAGCAGCCGCGGGCGCCGCCGCACUUGGUCACGCUCUCCUCCGCCGCCGUCUGGUGGCAACCGUUCACGUGGGGCUUCACGUUCACGCAGUCGCAGUCCCCGCUACAAUCACCGCAGUUCACGCUACCGCAAUAGGUCACCACCACCGAGGUCGUCAGUUUCCCGGUCACGGUCCCAUUCUCUAGACCGAUCGGCCAGAGACAAGAAGGAACCGCUGUCUGGUGCAGCGACUCCGACACAGGACAGCAACCACGGCGAUGUUGAUAUGAGGCUGACGACAACGUCACAGAGCAUUCAGAGUGUUGUCAGCGCCUGCAGCAAACCUGCCGUGCCUGCUACAGCUGCUGGAGUCGCAAUACCUGACAACUCUGCAUCUACUCCCACAUUUUUACCGAAAAGGCGGUGUCGAGAUUUUGACGAAAAAGGGUACUGUAUGCGUGGGGAUCUGUGCCCUUAUGACCACGGUAACGAUCCAGUUGUUCUGGAAGAUGUGGCAUUGUCGAGAGUCCUGGCGUUUGGGCCCGGAGCUGGGACACACACACUCCCACCCACGGGCACUACGCCUGCUGCGCCGGAGCAUGUCGCACCUGCACCCGUCACCACACUGGAGACGCAUCCUCCCCCAUCUCACAACCUACGGCCUCCCACCGCAGUGCGACCUACGCACAUGGAGUACAACCCAGAUGCUCCUAGUAUGGAACCCAGAAUAAUGUGGGGCAGGCAACAGUUUCGCAGUGGACCCCUAGGUAUGCGUGGCGGUACAGUUCGCGGAGCUGUAAACCGUUCCGUGGCAUACAACCCGCAACCUCAGCGGGAGCUGAUCAGUGUGCCGGUGACAGAUGAGGUGGGACAGCAGGAACAGCCACAGACCAAGCAACAACAGCAGCAGCCACAGCAGCAGCAGCAGCAGCAGCAUCCGGAGCAGCAGCAAGCUUACCAGGCUGCACACUAUGGCAAGAGGAAUGUCACUCCAGUGGAUCAGGCGAGAGAAGUAGCAGCAAAGAAAAAACCAGGAUUUGAUUUCAACCGCCUCGGACCUCGACACAAAAAUCCGAACAAUUGUUCACUUGAGCUGAAGAAGGUGCCAAGACCUCUAAACAAUAUAACACAUCUCAACAAUCACUUUUCAAAGUUUGGCAAGAUUGUCAACAUUCAGGUAUCAUACGAGGGAGAUCCGGAAGCUGCGAUAGUGACUUUCUCGAGUCAUGCGGAAGCAUAUGCUGCGUAUAGAAGCACUGAAGCCGUGCUCAACAAUCGCUUCAUCAAAGUUUUCUGGCACAACAGUGGAACAAAUAAUGAGGCCAAACAGGAAAAUGUGACACCACCACGACCAUCGGUGAAAGAUCGGCUGGGAGUGGCCGUUGUCCCCUCAGUAGCCCCAUCACCCACCGCCGUCAAGGUGCUCGACACUUUACAGCUCGAGCAGGAACCUGUAGAGAAGGUGAUAAUGUCAGGAAACAACUUGACAAAAACAGUAUACAUACCUACGGCCUUGAAGAAAGCCAAUGUGGGCACGACUGCACCAACUGUCGUUCAGGAGAACAGAGUUUCUGUGAGUCGGCAGAAGGCUGCCGCUGCAAUCAAGAAGACACAGGACAUGUUGGCAGUCAAGGAGAUUCUGAAGAAGAAACAUGAAGAGAAAAGAAAGGAAGCAAUGAAAUUAACUGCUGAUCUCCGGAAACGAAAGCAAGAGCUGCUGGAAAAACAGCUUGCAGAACAGAAAUCACUUAUAGAACGGCUGGAGAAAGGUGUUGCUCCAGAGCAGCGUGAAGCCCUCAUGGCAACUAUAAAAAAACUGCAGGAGACAAUUGAGCAAAUCCGAAAGGACCUGAGUUCAUCUGUAGUUCCUACUGUCAAAAGCACUUCCUCUCUUAGUGCUGGAGGAUUAACUAAAAAGACUGUUCAAGAGGCACAACGUGAAAUUCUGGACGCGGAGCUCGACUUGUUCACCCGACAACAGGAAGGAGGAGACACGUCUGAGCUCCAGAGGCGUGUGGCAGAGCUGAAGAUGGCCGCCCACUCCCUAGGUCUCCUGCGGCCGGCUCCAAGGGUGGCUCGAGGUGCAGCUACACUUUCCCACCGAUCAGCAGUUGGCAGGGGGAGGGGCAGAGGCUACGCACACGUUUCCGUCGACCAUCGACCUACUAAGGUCCUCGUAUCAGGAUAUGAAGAGGAUGAGAAAGAUGAUGUUGUCAGUCACUUUGCACAAUUUGGAGAGGUUGUAGACUACGUAGUUGAUGAGUCGACACCAUCUUUGAUCUUGAACUACAAGUCGAGGAAGGAAGCGGAGCUGGCAAUUCUGAAGGGCCGAACAUUUCAGGACCGACUGCUGUCAGUGACGUGGUGUGGAGGAGGACAGCCAGCUACAACCCGUCUCAGAUCGGGAUCGGUGAGUGGGAGCCUCAUGUCGACAGUCCACCUGCACCCUGGGGGCGGUGCCCACCGCCAGGUCGUGCUGGUGGGAGGAGCGGGCAGCGACGGUGGGCUUGAUGAACCUCUCGCUGAUGACGAGGAGGAGAUUGGUGGUGCCGAACUGAGUGAAGAUGUUCUCCUCCAGGAUGACGAGGAAGAGGAGGAAGAUGGAGAAGAUCGAAGCUGGCGGCGAUAGCACUGUACUGCACUUCUGUGAUACACAAUGAAAAGAAAUUGGUUUCAGUGCUUUUGUUCUGCCUUGGUGAUAUAUUUGUUCACUGCUUAGAGAGGUUUAACGUUAGCUUUCAUUGUAUAAAUUUAUUUGUAUUUGGUACAAAGCAGUUCACGUUUAGUCACUUGUAUUAUCUUUUCCCACCCAUUCCUGUAUGUGAAAUGUAGUAUUGUGUAUAUAACUUCAAGUCUCUGUGUGGGUUUCUCCUCCUUGUCUUUCAGGUACGAGCUUCAUUAUGUUCUGUCAUUGAUUUGUGUUAGGUAGACAAGCCAAAUUUGGGGUCACUACGUACAUGACUAGUAAUUUAUGAAAUACAGCUGAAUCCCACUAGAAGCAGAGGCUGCCAGCAAGGUCACUGCGCAGAUCCUGGCACACUACUGAGGCAUACACAUACGAGUGUUUAAUGUGGCUGAUCUAAAAAAUUAAAAUGACUUUCUGUUGUAUACUGUCAGUUAUCUGCAAUUAUAAAAAUGAUGUUGUAGACAUGUCCUGAAUUUAUCACCCUGCGUUCAGUACGAACUGUACCAACUGUUGUAAUUAUACAGUUUGAAAAGUAAAUUGCAAAGAUAAAUUUUCUUCUGCCGUUUAUCAUUGUCAAUGUGUGUUAAUACAGAGGAUGAGGUGACACUACAUUUUUGGCUGUAAUUCAGUAAAUCACAGUAAUAACUUUUGGGGAAAACAAUUGUUGAAGGAACAGAUAAGUGCACUGUGUGUCACAGAUGCAACUGAACAGUUGCUGUCUUUACCUAAUAAGCAGAAUGAUCACCAUCCUUUGACAGAUAUCAAUCUGUCUGUGACUGACUAUCCACACUUUUUCUCAUUCUUUGUUGUUAAUGUGUCAUUGAAGUUUUGCACGAAUAGAAAACUAGCUUCAUUGUACCAGCAGCUUAUAAAGAGCUUAGAUCUUGUAAAUUAAGAACUCGUACAGUAAUGUUCCAUGCGUGGACUAAACAUGCUACAUGACAAAAGAAGAGUUAAUUGAAAUUACUUUGCAAGAUCAGUGAAUAUUUGUGGUUAUUUUUAUGGAAACAAUACUUUCAGGUUAAUUUCUGGGGCUUCACCUGCGGUAUUCGUGUAAUUAUGACACCAGUACUUGGUUAUUUCUUUUUAUGUAAUUUGAGAGUAAACUGAAAAAUUUCAUUUGACUAAUGUGCUACGGUUCAUUAUUUGGAAAGUAGAACUGUACUUUGAAGAAUCCCAAAUCUCUGUUUUGACCACAAAGUUCACAAAUAUCCAUUACAUCUUGAGUGGAAACCGAAAGCAACAUUUUAUUAUGAAGACAAUAGUUCCUCACUGCUUUGCUAUACAAGCACUGUCUGUGAGUAAGUACCGAUGUAGCAUCCUUAGUGUGCCAUGUUGUAGUCGUCAGUGAGAUUUUAAAGUCUGUAAAGAUAUUUUGCUGUCUGGAAAAUACAAGUGUGUUAACAGCUGUUCCGCACCAUUUGAAUUCACAUCAGUUUUUAAUUUGUUGUAUUUGGUUUUGAAUUGGAAAGUGGUAAUUGCAUACUGUAUAAACUGGCACUGUCAGUUUAGAGUGUUUAUUAAAUUUGGAAGCACAUGCUCAUAGAGUCAGAGAUGUGCCUUUCAAUAGUGUGUUUGUGUGUAAUAUUUAUCAUAAUAGCAUUACUAUAUUGUGUGAAAAUUUGUGCAAAAUGAGAGAUAUUUUUCAUACAUUUAAUUUGUCAAAACAUAGAUCUGCUGAGAGCUUCCUGCUGACCAUUCUUGAGUAACAUAAUUCAGUUAAUUUAAUAGUUUAAAUCAUAUCCACCAUAAAAGAUAUUUUUAAUUGACAAUGUUUCUGCCUUGGAGGUGGAGCAUAUAAUUGGGUUAAAUGACAUUCAGAUUCUUAAUGUUGUAGCUGCAUUUUGACUGUGCCAUAGUGCUGGAAAUGAUGCUUAUUCAAAUUUCUCAUAUUACUAUGUCAUUUUGAUUUGUUUUGCCAUAUUUUGUAGUGCACUUAUUUCAGUCAUGGUUUAUUUUAUUUUCCAAUGGAUUUGCUGGACCUCACAAAUUGUUUCUAUAUGGUAUUGUCUAUGAUAGGGCAAAACUGCUGUGAUGUACUUUCCAUUAAUGUUUGUGAUCAGAACAAACAAAUACCAAGCAGUUUUACUGUGUAAAGAAAAGAACAAGCGACACUUUAUUUCUCUCAAAUACACUGUGGUAGUUAAUAGAAAGUAUUUUGUCCUGGUAGUUCUAUCAGUUUACAUAUAUUGUUACUUAAUAUUAUAUGUCUGUACUUCUCGAUGUAAAUUUUAUUGUAAUAUUUGUGUGUUAAUUUCUAAUGGGCCAAUUUUUAUGUAAGAAAAGAUGUACUAAAAUAUAUAAAAGUGCUUUGAAAAUAUGCUCAGUUGAAAAGAUUAAAAUAUGAAAAGAAUUAAGAUCAAAAAAGAAAAGAAAAGAAAAGAAAAGAA
Schistocerca nitens (vagrant locust) is the source of this 5787-nucleotide messenger RNA. RefSeq names its product zinc finger protein swm (gene swm). Gene Ontology annotation, cellular component: nucleus. Bases 107 to 3340 code for a protein of 1077 amino acids. Gene Ontology annotation, molecular function: RNA binding; metal ion binding. The transcript is spliced from 21 exons. The record is from RefSeq and is a predicted model, not a curated record. NCBI's taxonomy places the organism in Eukaryota, Metazoa, Arthropoda, Insecta, Orthoptera, Acrididae. Gene Ontology annotation, biological process: mRNA processing.